This is a messenger RNA of Naegleria gruberi, 387 nucleotides long. RefSeq lists its product as uncharacterized. The record is from RefSeq and is a predicted model, not a curated record. Bases 1 to 387 code for a protein of 128 amino acids. The transcript has 2 exons. NCBI's taxonomy places the organism in Eukaryota, Heterolobosea, Eutetramitea, Acrasida, Naegleriidae.
AUGCCACCACGUAAAGCACCAUCAACAAAGGCUCCACCACAAAUUCACCUCUCGGAAGAAAAGAAGGUUCAAUUAGAGAAUGAAUUAAAUUGGUGUAUUCAACAAUUGGAAUUAGGACUCUCUAGAAAGGAUGCUGAUGCAUAUCAAAUUAAAGAAACCAAGAGAGUUCUUACCACAUUGCAAUCAAAUUCCGUUGCCGAUGUUCAAAAGAGACAAUUAAUGAAAGUCAUCUUUGGUGAUUAUAGAAAAUUGAUGAAAGACGAUAAAAAGCAACGAGAAGAGGAAGAGAAUAAAAAGAAGGCAAAGGAAGAAAAAGCCCAAACAGAAAGCACGACAUUGGAAGCAACUUCAGAAACUGUACAGUUAGAGGACAGUACAACAAAUUAA